AUGGAUCGGAGUUGGAUAAAUUUAAAAGAUCGAGCUUCUAGUGAAUAUUUUGAUGGUGUUGCUAACUUUAUCAAAAUUGCAACUAAUCAUUUAGACGAAGAGGAAAGAACAAGAUGUCCUUGUUCAAAUUGUUUGAAUGCCAAUUGGAAUAGAUUAGACGUUAUAGAACGUCAUUUGUAUAAAUAUGGUAUGUCCCCGACUUAUAAGCUAUGGAUAUUUCACGGAGAUACUGUUGAUCUUUCUCUAUUUUUAAGGUCUAAUUCGAGGUUUCUAGGUGCAACGUUUUCCAAUGUAAGUGAAUGUAGAGAAGAGAAUGUAAAUCUUAGAGAAAACAUUGGAGUUAGAGAUACUAUAGAUGAUGAGAUGGUAGAGAUGAUUCAUGAUCUACAUGGGCCAAUGUUUGAAGAAUGUAGAAGAGAAUCAAACGAGCAAGAUGAGUCCGAUAAAAUAAGUGGAAUGUUUUCUGAAAUAAAAGAGGAGUUAUAUCCGGGAUGUCUAAAGUUCACUUCAUUUAAUUUUUUAGUGAAACUCAUGCACAUUAAGGUACUUAAUCGUUGGAGUGACAAAUCCUUUGAUAUGUUGCUUGAAUUAUUAAAUGAAGCCUUUCCGAAUGGUGUGAAGCUACCUGUCUCUUACUAUGAAGCUAAGAAGAGACUACGUGACCUAGGGAUGGGAUAUGAAUCAAUUCAUGUGUGCAAAUUUGAUUGUGCUUUAUUUUGGAAAGACUAUGCAUCACUUGACAAAUGUCCGCAUUGUGGAGAGUCUAGAUAUAGGUUGAAUGAUAGAAAGGGAAAAGAAAUUCCACAUAAGGUGCUAAGAUAUUUUCCACUAAAGGCAAGGUUGCAAAGAUUAUUUCUUUCAAAACAUACCGCAGAGGAUAUGAGGUGGCACAAAGAUAAGAGGUGUGAAACUGAAGGUAUACUUCGACAUCCUGCUGAUGCUGAGGGUUGGAAACAUUUUGAUGAACAAUAUCCUUGUUUUGCUUCAGACGCUCGAAAUGUCAGAUUAACACUUUCUUCUGAUGGGUUUAAUCCAUUUGGAAACAUGAGCACAUCAUACAACAUGUGUCCAGUAAUACUCAUUCCAUACAACUUGCCUCCUUGGAAGUGUAUGAAAGCACCAUUCACUUUUCUAUCUUUACUCAUCCCUGGUCCAAGGUCUCCUAGCAAAUAA
Molecule: messenger RNA, 1173 nt
Organism: Cucumis melo (muskmelon)
Lineage: Eukaryota; Viridiplantae; Streptophyta; Magnoliopsida; Cucurbitales; Cucurbitaceae
Exons: 1
Coding region: 1-1173 (390 amino acids)
Source: RefSeq, a predicted model, not a curated record